GAUAGCUAUGGUGGACACUGAAUGAAUACGGCGGGUUUAAUCAGUUUUGGGGGUGAAAUGUUUUGAGCAUAUACAUAAUUUCGCGAGGAAAUACAGAAUCACUCUGUGCAUGAGAAAUAAGACAUCGCAUGAAGAGACGUUACGCGACACCAAAUUGAUAAAAAAUAUCAUGAAUUAGAAAACAAGGUUGGGAACUGAAGACAGACAGCAUGGCAGACCCUGCAAAGGUUCGGAGUGCCAAGAAACACAGUAUCUUGUCCCAUGAGUCGAUGAAAGCCAUUGCAGAAUCUGUUGGAGUUUCAGGACUGCAGGAUGAGGCUUCUUUACAUCUGGCAGAGGAUGUUACUUACCGACUCAAGAUGACUAUACAGGAAGCUGUCAAAUUAAUGCAGCAUGGUAAAAGAAGAAAGCUGUCACCCGCUGACAUUGACAAUGCCUUCAAAAUUCAGAAUGUAGAGCCAUUGUAUGGGUUUAAUGCGCCAGACUUUGUGCCCUUUCGUCACGCCAGCGGUGGCGGCAGAGAGGUGUUCUUCCAGGAGGAGAAGGAGUUGGAUCUCCAGGACCUCAUUAAUGGUGCUCUGCCCAAGAUCCCUCUUGAAGUCUCUUUAAAAGCUCAUUGGCUUUGUAUAGAGGGUGAACAGCCGGCCAUUCCAGAGAACCCUCCUCCUGUUUCUAAAGACCUCCAGAAGCUGGAGAGUAUCGACCCCAGUAUUAAGGCGUCCAAUGAUAAACUUCAGAAACCAAAACCUCUGGCGGAAAUAGCGCGGGCCAAACAUAAAGCCAAAGAUCUGGUGAAGAUGAAACAACACGCAACACAUGAACUGUCUGUGGAGCAACAACUUUACUACAAGGAGAUCACCGAGGCGUGUGUAGGAGCAGACGAAACUAGAAGAUCUGAAGCCUUAACCAGCCUAGCCACCGACCCCGGUCUACACCAAAUGUUACCAAGAUUUAGUGCUUUUAUCUCAGAGGGAGUGAAAGUAAACGUGGUCCAGAACAACCUGGCCCUCCUUAUCUACCUGAUGAGAAUGGUGAAAUCUCUCAUGGACAACCACAACUUGUACCUGGAAAAAUAUUUACAUGAGCUGAUCCCAGCAGUUCUGACCUGUGUGGUCAGUAAACAGCUGUGUAUGCGUCCAGAUGUAGACAACCACUGGGCUCUCAGAGACUUUGCUGCCAGAUUGAUAGCUCAGACAUGCAAAAACUUUAGUACCAGUACUAAUGGCAUCCAGACACGUAUCACAAAGAUGUUGAGUGCUACCCUGCAGAAUGAGAAGGCCCCACUCGCCUCACAUUACGGGGCCAUAUCUGGACUGGCUGAACUGGGACCUGAGGUUAUCAAAGCAUUCAUAAUUCCAAGGUUGAAGAUAGAGGGAGGUAGAAUCAAGAGUCUCACUGAGGGUGCCCUAGUGAACAGUGUAGACAGGAUCUCUGGGGACCAUAUCAAGACACAGCUGGUGAAACUUGUUAGUCCAGUUUUAAAGACAAUAAGAAAACCACCAGAUAGUGUGGAAGAGUAUAAAGAAGAGUAUGGUUUCCUAGGCAACCUACUUUACCUGAGUGUCACUAAGUUAAGACAACAGCCAGCCACCACUUCCAGUCAGUCAAGGCCUACAGUCACACUAACACAGCAGAAACCACAACUUCUUGUCCAGACAUCCCUGGGGAGCAGCCUUCCUCGCACCCCAACCACCCCCAGGACCUUCCAGACCUCCAGUAGUCUUAUCAACCGUACCCCAGGGACCCCAACCACCCCUGGGGCAUCCCAGAAGUAUGUGAUCCUGACCCAGGGAGGCUCCUCCACAUUGACCAGUGUCUCAGGGUCUUUCACUCCCACACAGACUGUAGUGAGAGUGGUGACUAAUACUCAGAGUGCUGGGGCUACUACCAUUAGUACCUCUACACCCAAGUUCUUAGUGAUGCCUGGAUCACAGAACACUGGGAAUAAUAAUAAUACUAAUACUUGACAGUGAGGAGAAUAUGUGUGUUUAAGUUGACAUUGAGGAUGCUGAUAUGUAGCGGAGGUACAAGGCAGAGGGAAAAUUGUAGAGAAUCAGGUUUCUGGAGAUGUGGACGUUUUAUGGAGUUGGAGAGAGUACGAGGAUAAUGGAAGGUCAGGUGAAGGUCGUUUGGAUCAGCAUUAAAGUCCUGGUGCUGACCAUUGUACUAAUAGUAGGUUUGCCACAGUUAGUUCAGCAACACCAACAUACUUGUUUGUGCCUGAGUCUGGCAGAGAUGAAAAUGAUUGUCAAAAAAUGAAAUGUCAUUAUUUUCUGUUGCAAAGUGAAUUAUAGUUUGAAAAUCAUGUCUUAUUAACAGAUGAAGUACAAAAGCAUGAUCAGUCUAGACUUACAACUGUUUAAAGCACAUUGAAAAAGGUUUCAUUUUUUGCUGGAGCUGUAAUAAUUUAUCUUCAAUUAUUUAUUUGUUUGUUUUUUUAAUAUAAACUUCAAUUUUUUAUGCAAUGUUAAAGCAGUUAUAAUGAUAUGUAAUGUAAAAGAUGAAGAAGACAAUUUUAGAAACUUAUUUUUGUAGUUAUCAAUCUCUGAUGUGAGGAAGAAAGUUCUUUUUAUAGUUCACAAAGUGACAGAUUGUUCAUAAAAUAAGCCAUUUAGGCAAGGGGCAAACUUUGCCUUUAUUUAAUGCUUCAUUUUUCUACAUCUUAACGAUCAUGCAGAAAAAAUGAAAGUUAGAUAUAAAUAAAACUUGUAAAAGUUACAGUGAU
Molecule: messenger RNA, 2725 nt
Organism: Lingula anatina
Lineage: Eukaryota; Metazoa; Brachiopoda; Lingulata; Lingulida; Lingulidae
Product: transcription initiation factor TFIID subunit 6
Biological process (GO): RNA polymerase II preinitiation complex assembly; transcription initiation at RNA polymerase II promoter
Cellular component (GO): SAGA complex; transcription factor TFIID complex; SLIK (SAGA-like) complex
Molecular function (GO): RNA polymerase II general transcription initiation factor activity; transcription coactivator activity; protein heterodimerization activity
Source: RefSeq, a predicted model, not a curated record